This is a messenger RNA of Erythranthe guttata (spotted monkey flower), 893 nucleotides long. Its product is annotated as multidrug resistance protein ABC transporter family protein. NCBI's taxonomy places the organism in Eukaryota, Viridiplantae, Streptophyta, Magnoliopsida, Lamiales, Phrymaceae. The record is from RefSeq and is a predicted model, not a curated record.
CCAUAUAACCAAGUCCACCAUUAUAUCCAAUCCCAGUGCUGGAGCGGUUUAACAAACACUUACACUUGUCUCUUAAUAAUAUUUAUAUUUUUUUAAAUCAGUUAAUUAAUAUUAUAUAUUUAUAUAUAAUGCAAUAAAACGCAUGCUUUUACUCAUCCCCUUCCAUUAUUCACCUCAUUAAACCUCCUUUUUUCCUUGCAUUAAAAUCUUCCCUACUUCAUAUACCUCUCUCAAUCUUCCCCACCACCACCGCACAGAUGGGGAACUCGGCCCCCCGCCGCCUCUCCGCCGCUGCCGCCACCGGAGAGGUCAUCCUGUCGAACGGCGCCGUUUUCACGUACGACAGCCCCCUGACGGUGGCAGAGCUCAUGCUGGAGCACCCGCAGGAGGUGGUGGUUGAAUUCCAGCCGGUCGUGAAGGGGAAGAAACCGACGCCAUUGCCGGCGGAUGAAAAGCUCGAAGCGAACAAGCUCUAUCUUAUGCUCCCUGUAAGAAGGGGCAAGCCGAGCCCGUUGUCGUCUGAAGAAGCACACAAGCUUCUGACGAAAACCAACUCUUUCUUGAAAUCGAAACCCCUUUUGUCCUACACCGGGUUUCUCCCGCUCUUUGUCAGGAUUUGUCCGGCGGUGGUCGGAGGGAAACACGGCGGCGUUUUUGUGGAGGAGAAGAAGAAGAAGUGCUUGGGUGACGGCAGCUGCCGGAAAGAGGAGGAGACAGGGGGCGGCGGCGACGACUACUUUAUGGAUAUAUUGGAGGGGGGGAGGCCGGAGUUUUUGAGCAGGCAAAUAUCAGGUAAAGGGUGGAAGCCUAGUUUGGAUACCAUCAAGGAAAAAGCUAUCAAGCCAAAAGUUCCCAAUUGGAUCAUUUAAUCUAAAUCAAUUAAUUACUAAAUU